GGUCUAGGAUUUGAGUGUGAUUGAUUCUGUUUUUUUAACAUCACGCUACUCUUUUUUCUCUUCCUUUAAGUAGAGAAACAAGAACAAGAGAACAGUCCAUAUCAAUCUUAUUUUCCUCCACAAGAAAACCCAUUUGGUGUUCAUUUGCAUAGGGGAGGCUAAAAAUGAAUGCAUCAACUUCUGAAUGCAGUAGUGGAUGUGAAUCUGGUUGGACAAUGUACUUGGAUGAUUAUGAUCAUCAAUCUUCAUACUCUGCAGAUCAAUUCAAGAAAAAUGGUGGUAGAGAUGUUAGUGAAGAUUGUGGAUAUAAAUCAGCAAAUGUGGAGGACUUUGAUGAAGAUGAAGAUUUGUCUAUGGUCUCUGAUGCAUCGUCUGGGCCGCCACAUGUCCGAGGAGACGAAGACGAUGAAACUGAGUAUUUUUGUUGCGGUUCUUCGGCUUCUAAGCAAGCGAACAAGCGAAAGAAGAAAAAGAAAUUCAAAGAACAGAGAGGCAAACAUCAGCAUUUGUUUCUUGAUGACACCGCGAGCUCCGGUGUUAAGGAUCAUAUAGCUCUUCCCCCAAGUGGAGCUUCAAUGGAGCAUGCACUAGGCUUCUCUCAGGGUUUCUCUGCAACACAUUUCAAGGGGAAAUCUGCAACGCAGAAGCACUUUGGUUUGUUUCAGUCUUCUGUGUCAGGGAAACCAACUUCAGGAGCAAAAGGUGGUUUGCAGGGAAGAAAGUGAGAAUGAGGAGAAAGUGAAUCUUCUACUCUACUGUUUGUUGCAGCUGCAGUCUCUCAUCAAGGAAUGGGCGUGUAAAAGGAAAAAGAAAUUAAAAAAGUAGAUAUCUGAGGAUCUUGGUCCAUUCUUUUCUGUAAUUUUUAUUGCUAUUUGUUCUUGUCAAUGUAGUAGGAAACUGUCUGAGAACAUAAAAAAAAUAAAUUUCCUGUUUUUAUUUCCAAUAUU
Camellia sinensis is the source of this 947-nucleotide messenger RNA. Its product is annotated as protein SOB FIVE-LIKE 5. The record is from RefSeq and is a predicted model, not a curated record. Lineage: Eukaryota; Viridiplantae; Streptophyta; Magnoliopsida; Ericales; Theaceae. Gene Ontology annotation, biological process: cytokinin biosynthetic process.